Hydractinia symbiolongicarpus is the source of this 3110-nucleotide messenger RNA. Its product is annotated as CXXC-type zinc finger protein 1-like. The record is from RefSeq and is a predicted model, not a curated record. NCBI's taxonomy places the organism in Eukaryota, Metazoa, Cnidaria, Hydrozoa, Anthoathecata, Hydractiniidae. Gene Ontology annotation, molecular function: zinc ion binding; DNA binding. The transcript is spliced from 16 exons. Gene Ontology annotation, cellular component: Set1C/COMPASS complex. Gene Ontology annotation, biological process: positive regulation of DNA-templated transcription. Bases 129 to 2378 code for a protein of 749 amino acids.
UGCCAAUUAUGUAGGCCUGACAUUUAAAAUGCUAAGAUGUAUUAUACCAGUAGAUUAUUGUAGAAAUAUCUUAUGCAAGGAAAACUAUGUAAAUCAAGAUCUAUAUUUGUUUAAUAGAUUAUAAAAAUAUGGAUGGAUCUUUUCAUCAAGAAAAACUUAGCCAGUGUUUGGAAGGCAUUGCUGGAGGACAAGUAUCCCUAAGUAAUUCUGUUGAAAAAGGUCAGAGUGUGCAUGCAGCAAAUGAAAGUUCCUUGGAUGGAAAUGACUCAGCAGAACAGUCUGAUCAAAUUAGCAUGACUACAACAUCAAGCCUAGAAACCAAAGGAGAUACAGUUGACAUCUUGAUUGGUGCAAAAGCAAAUGAUAAUUCUGCUCAGCCGAAAGAAGAAAGUAGAAACAACAACCAAAAAGAUGAUUGUAAAAAAGAGGAAGAUGAGGACGAGGACGAGGAAGAAAUUUUUUGUAUAUGCAGAACACCUGACAUUGAUAGGUUUAUGAUUGCAUGUGAUAACUGUAUGGAGUGGUUUCAUGGCGACUGUGUGGGUGUUGAAAACAAACGAGCUGCAAAAAAAAUUAAGGAGUGGUAUUGUCAAAGAUGUUUAGACGAAAAAAGUGAUUUACAGAUCGUUUACAAGAAAAAGAAAGAACGAAACAUGGAUGAUGAAGACAAGGAUAAGCAACAGCAGAAAAGAAAAUCAAGACAGUGUGGUGAAUGUCCAGCAUGUGUUCGAAAAGAGGACUGUAGUAGAUGUGAUUUCUGUAAGGAUAUGAAAAAGUUUGGUGGACCUGGGAAAUUACGUCAAAAGUGCAGGAAGCGACAGUGUCAUUUGUUAUCGCGUGUGAGAAAAAGAGAAUCUGAGAUUGCAAUGAUGAAAAAUUUUCCUGAAAAAGUAAAACGAACACAAGAAGAUAUUGUUACUUCCAUCAAAACAGAGCAUCAGUACACAAGAUCAACAAUAGGUGACGCACAAGAUACAACAAGCAAAUUCACAACAUCUGUCAAACCAAGCAUAAGCAGUUUGCUUGAAGCUAUCAGUGAGGAAGAAUCACAUUCUCAGCAGGCCACACAACAACAGUACAUGUCUGAUCAUUGUUAUUCCAUGUAUGGAGCACCUCCACAACUACCAAACAGUCAGUCUAGUGAUAAUUCAACAACAGAAGUUGUGAAAAAGAAGGCUUUAAAAGUAAAAAGAGCAAGUGGCAGCAGGAGCUUGCCUAAAAGUAAAAGCAAAAACCAUCCUAGCACUGUGUCAAAACCAGCAUUUGCUCCGAAAAGGGAAAAAGAAAAAGAGAACCGUAGAAACUUUACAAAUAAACUGCAACCAUUAGAAAGGUUUAGUACAAACAGAACAACAAGAUCUUCUAGAAAAGAAAAAGAAAAGGGAAGUCCACCUCGACAAUGUCUGGGCCCAGGAUGUGUUAAUGCGGCACGACAAGCGUCAAAGUAUUGCAGCAAUGAAUGUGGUGUCCAACUACAAAUAAGGCGAUUACAAGUUAUUCUCCCUGAAAGAAAAAAGACUGGUAAAGAAAGUAGUUACUAUGCCAACAAGCUUUGUGAAGAUAAAAUAAAGACUCUUAGAGACACACAAAAGAAAUGUCAAGACACAUUACUGGAACUUGAUAAUGAAUGUAAGAGAUUAGAAGAGAUGUUGGAAGAAUCACAAGCACUUUCGCCACUGGAAGAAGAGGAAAACGAGGAAGAGGAAAGAGACAGCGAUUUAGAUCUGACAACAUAUUGUGUUUCAUGUGGUGUCCCUCUCGCACCAAGGAUUGCGUUCAGACACAUGGAGAAAUGCUGGUCAAAGUUGGAAUGUCUCAUGUCAUUUGGUGCAUUGAUGAAAAGUGCAGGAAACUUAUUUUGUGACACAUACAUGAACCAACAAGGUACAUACUGCAAGAGACUAAAGGUCAUGUGUCCAGAACACUACAAAGAAAAGAAAGUUGAACCAAGCGACGUGUGCGGUUGUCCCUUAGUGGAUGAACAUUUAAAAGAAACUUCAAAAUAUUGUCGUAUUCCAAGAAAGAAGUGUACCAGACAUGUAGCAUGGGAAAGACUGAGACGUGGAGAGAUCGACCUAAAAAGAGUUCACCAGUGGUGGAAGUUAGAAGAAUCCUAUGAACAAGAGCGUCAGUUGCGACUGGAAAUUUCGAACAGAAACAACGUCCUCGGCGUCAUGCUCAAUAACACAUAUGAUCACUCGAAUGACGCAUCUACUGAACUAGAUAACAAGAGCGAUGUCGCGAAAACAAAAGCCAGUGGGCUUGAUAACGUUCAAAAAACAGGACUCAUGGAUAUGGAGAGAAAUAUUGAUGACAAGAAAGAUAGAGAGAAUGUGAAACACGAUGAAACAGAUGCAAGUGGUUUGUUGCAAACAUAGGUAUUUUAAAACGACUGUGAUUUAUUUUUAAGACGAGAAAUAAUGUGUGGCAAUUUAUUUUUUAAGUAAAACACAUUUGUGAGCCUGCGCUGUUUUGAUUAAAUUAAGGACCAACGAACCUUUAAUUUCGUUCAAACUGAGGACUAGUAAACCUGAGUUUAGUUUUUCUCAACACGAAUAGUUUAUUGAUACACUUGUGUAUCACGGGACAGGGGAAUCUAAAAUUUAUUGUUCUGUUCUAUUCCAUUCUAUUCUGUUUUAUAUUGUUCCUUUUCUAAAAUGAAGACCAACGAACCUGGGACCAUAAAUUUGUUUUGAGAAUGACAUUCGUUAAUCUGCAAUAGAAAAUAUUGUUCGACGUAUCUGUGAUUUUGUUUUCUUUUACACAAACGCUUGAAUUUUGUUUCUUUUUUAUUUUCUUCCUUAUUUUGUUAACAUGGGAGGCUCGGUUUACAUUCUUCUGUUGACGUGGAAGGCUCGGUUUGCAUUCUUGUUUCCGUAAUUAAAGGUAACAUUGAAGUUGUGGAAUUUGAGUUGCCUCUUCUUAACUUGUCUCUUCUUAACUUGUCUCUUCUAAGCUUCGCCCUCUAACGCCCUUACAACGCCCGUUUUUCGUCAUAUUUUAUUUAUUUAAAAAUAGACUUCGACAUACGUGUGUAUAUAUAUAGAUAAGUGUAAAUAUUGUAUUAUGGAUAUUAUUUUUAUGUUAAACCUACCGAGAAUCGCACAAAA